Messenger RNA from Ictidomys tridecemlineatus (thirteen-lined ground squirrel), 1442 nucleotides. The record is from RefSeq and is a predicted model, not a curated record. Lineage: Eukaryota; Metazoa; Chordata; Mammalia; Rodentia; Sciuridae.
GGAGGUGGGCCAGGCCUCGGGGGCGGGAAGAGCCCGUCCCAGGUCACCCCGAAAGGGCGGGCCAGGGCUCACCCCGGAAGGGUGGGUGUCCGGGUCGCCCCGAGAGGACUCAUCCCCCCAGUCCGCGCCUAGCUCACCCGGCGGAGCAGGCUGUUCUGCCCGCCUCCAGCCUGGUGACUCAGCACCCGCACCCAGAGCAACCGGACUUUUGCCCUUUGACCGCUCCCAAGGCUCUGCCAGUGUCCUGUUGGAUCCCUCCCGGCCUCCCUACAACGCCAGCCCAGGAUGCAGGGAGCCGCGGCCCCCAGGGGCCAAGGCCGAUCCCCCAGCAAGAAGGACACUCUGGGUCUGCCCUGGGUAGUUCCACUCACCUACGUGCUGGCCGCCCUGGAGCUCACCUGCCUCUUCAUGCAGUUCUCCAUCCUGCCAUAUUUGUCCCGGAGCCUGGGCCUGGAUUCCGUCGCCUUUGGCUACCUGCAGACGACCUUCGGGGUGCUUCAGCUGCUGGGCGGGCCGGUGUUUGGCAGGUUCGCAGACCAGCACGGGGCGCGCGCAGCGCUCUCGCUGUCCUUCGUGGCGGCCUCGGCUCUGUACCUGCUCCUGGCGGCCGCCUGCAGCCCAGCCCUGCCCGGCGUCUUCCUGCUCUUCGCCUCCCGCCUGCCUGGAGCCUUCAUGCACACGCUGCCGGCCGCCCAGAUGGUCAUCACCGACCUGUCGGCGCCGGCCGAGCGGCCCGCGGCCCUGGGACGACUGGGGCUGUGCUUCGGCGUCGGUGUCAUCCUCGGCUCCCUGCUCGGCGGGACCCUGAACACCGCGUGCGGGGUCCACUGUCCAGCCAUCGUGGCACUUGUGGCCAACCUCCUGGGAGCCAUCAUCAGUGUCACCUGCAUCCCGGCCAGCACCAAAGGGGCCACUGUUGAUAUCCAGGCUGCUCCCCCAGGUGGGCCCCAGGCCAGUGUGUUCGACCUGAAGGCCAUCAGCCGCCUGCUCCUGCUGCCCGGCAUCUUGCCAGUGUUCCUCAUCAAGGUGGUCUCUGGCUUCCCCUCAGGUCUCUUCAUGAUCAUGUUCUCCAUCAUCUCCAUGGACUUCUUCCAGCUGGAGCCUUCCCAGGCUGGCUACCUCAUGUCCUUCUUCGGGGUCCUGCAGAUGGUAGGUGGGGCCCGGCACAGCGCUGGGUGCCUCUCGAGGGGCCUCCUCCCGAACGUGGUCACCGACAGCAUGCUGACCAAGGCUGUCUCGGCCUCAGACACAGGGACCAUGCUGGGCCUCUGUGCCUCUGUGCAGCCACUGACCCGCACCUUGGGGCCCACUCUGGGUGGCCUCCUGUACCGCAGCUUUGGCGUCCCCAUCUUUGGCCAUGUGCAGUUUGCUGUCAACUUCUUCCUCCUCCUGGUCCUCUGGAGGAAGCCCAUGACACACAAAAGGGACAAAGCCUGGUGACC